Molecule: messenger RNA, 849 nt
Organism: Ambispora leptoticha
Lineage: Eukaryota; Fungi; Glomeromycota; Glomeromycetes; Archaeosporales; Ambisporaceae
Source: the annotation of a GenBank genome assembly
AAAGAAUUAGAAGAACUUUUAUUAGAACAAGCUGGUGAAAAUUCCAAAUCCCCAACCCUAUCAAUCGCAAAGGCUCUUAAGAGACCCAACCACACAGCAUUUAAAUGCCCAACACCCAACUUGCUCCCACCUACCACAAAAAUGAUCUCAAAUGACGAUAUUCUCAAUUUUCUCAAGUCGCACUCAAAGAAAGCAUUUUCUUCUGCCACCACUAAUAACUGGGAUGCGAAGAGAAAAAGAGCCAUUCUACCCACCUUUUUAUGGGACAACACUGAUGAAUGGCAGCAAACAUAUUUCUCUGGGACUACUGCCACUACCAACCCUGUUAAUGACUGGACUGCCACAAUUAAGGCCUUUAAGAAACACAAGUUCAAAUGGUUGGUUAAACAAGUAGAGAUCUGUGAAAAAGUUGAAGACGCUCAGCAACUGUACUAUUUUAAGAGAGAACUAAGACCUGACAUGCUCCUGUUGGUCUUGAUGCAUAACCCUACCAACUUAAAAGGAGUCCGCAAGUUAGUACUGACCCAUGAACAAGGGACAGAUUUCGCAACCAACGCCAAUCUCGUUCAAGUCAUGAAAUCCAGGGAUCUGGAGAAGGACAUUGAGUUCCUAACAAAGCAAAUGCAACAGAUAUUACUUAACUAUGCAACUAUCGCCUCUGCCUUAAUCACGCAAACCACUGCUGGACUAUCUAAACCACCUAAACCUACCACCGCCAUCAAGACCAGGCCGAUUUGUUAUAGAUGUGGUGAAAAAGGACAUUUCGCUCGGAAUUGUCUAUCGAAAAGAAGACCAACUACUGGGUCACCUCCACCUAGGGAUGGCAAAUGUUUUAAAACGCGAUCUUAA